UGAACCAUAUUAUGAUAUUAAAAGACUUAUUGAUAAGUGUCUUAUAAUUGUUAUUGAAGAUAACAAAUUAUCGAUGCAUGACUUGAUUCAACAAAUGGGUUGGGAAAUUGUUCGACAAGAAUCACCAGAUAUGAUUGAGAAGCGUAGUAGGCUAUUAUGUUAUGAGGAUGCUCCUGAAAUACUAAUUGAAAAUACGGGGUCAAAUGAAAUUCGAGGCAUAACAAUGUGCUUGCCUAAACCACAAAACAUGAAGUUGAAUCUUGAAAAGAUGAGGAGUCUCAAAUAUUUGAAAGUUCGCAAUGUUAUUUGUGAAGACCUUGAAUCUCUUCCCAGUGGGUUGAGGUUACUUGAUUGGAAUGAAUUUCCUUUAUUGUCCUUACCAUCAGCCUUUGAGCCUAAAAACCUCGUUGUACUCAAGAUGCAACAAAGCCACAUAAAGUUGGACAAGCAUUUCAAGAGGUGUCGAUUCGAAACAUUGAUAUAUAUGGGUUUGUCAUAUUGUAAAAAUAUUACGAAGGUACCCGACUUAUCACUGAUUGCCCCAAACAUAAAGGAAUUGGGCCUUCGUGCAUGCAUAAAUCUAGUUGAGGUUCAUCAGUCCGUUGGACUUCUUGAAGAGCUUAAAUUCUUGGAUCUUUGCGGAUGCCAAAAUCUUAGAAUUAUACCAAGAAACCUCAAGUUGAAAUCUCUUAAAACGGUUUAUUUCCAUGGCUGUGAAAGUCUUGAGCAAGUAACGGAAGCAUUGUUUUCAUCAAUAGAAUAUCUCAUUGCCCUUCGUGAGUUAACUAUAAGUUUUAAAAACGUGAAAGAGGUUCCAAGUAGCAUCUCUAAUUUAAAAAAUCUUAGCAUUCUCCAUAUGUAUGAUUGUGACAAUUUUCCAAAAGCCAUGGAUACUCCUGAUUGUUUCCCCAAAUUAGAAAUUUUAGGUAUCCGUUACAGCAACAUUACUACCCUCCCUGAAAUCAAUAUCAGAUUUCCGAAAUUAAAAGGGCUUUCCUUGCAACACUGCUGGAACCUUCGGGAAAUUCCAAUGCCUCUACUACAUCUAGGAGAUUUAUAUAUAGAAGGGUGCAGUUCCUUGGAUUCACAAUCAAGAAGAAGAUUACUGAAUCAGCUUGGAAAAACGUUUGGGCUUCCACAAAAUAUGGUAUGUUCAAGGCCAAGGGGAUCAUUGCAUCAAGACUCUGUUUCUGAAAAGUGCUGCGAUACAUCUAAAAUGUACUGUACACCUGACUUUGUUAGUGAUGGAUAUGGAUUUCAGUUUAACCUUGUCCUUCCAGGAACUAAGAUUCCAAUGUGGUUCAACCAUCAAAGUGUUGGAAGCUCUGUAUCAUUCUCGAUCAGUUCGAAAUCUCUAGCAUUUGCUUUCUGUGUUGCUUUAAAAAUAGAACCAAAGGUUGUGGCAAAUCGAUAUGAUUAUUUUUUUUGUUCUAUCCACAUUUUCUUCAAUGGUUAUAAAGAAAGGUCCUUUUCACGUGAUUUUUGGUUAGAUUCAUCAUCUUUUAUGUGGUUUCACUAUGGGAGCAAUAGCUCAAUUGAUGGCAUGGUUUUAGAGGAUUGCAACAACGUUAAGCUUCUCUUUGAAGUUUCAGAUUAUGAUAAAAAAAUGUCAAAAAUUACAAUAGAAAGGUGUGGAGCCCAUAUAGCAUGCAUCUGUCCUUCUCGAAGUCCUAGUGUAGAUAAGAUGGCCUGCAUAAGAAUUCAUGAAAGUUUAAGAGUGUCCUUUGAUGAAAGCUUAAAAAUGUUUUUACGUAGAGUCGCUAGUCAAAACCUUGUCAGAUUCUCAAAAACGCAUUGCCCUCUCUGUGAAAUAGCAGAAGAUUCCCUUUUACAUCUAUUUCAAUAUUGUCCCUAUGCCAAAGUAGUGUGGUAUGGUGGUAGGUGGGGUUUUCGAGUCGAAAUGAUCCAAGCUCAAACUCUAAUGGAAUUUGUUGAACAUAUAAUUGACCCCCCAAGUGAGUUACUCGCAGAAAGAAUAACCAAAGAUGAGUUCACGCUACAUGCAACAGUGGCAAUGAAAAUCCUUUGGAUGGCACGAGAGGAAGCUUUGGUUUCAAACAGUAAACCCAACAUAAACCAAUUAGUCCAUCGUCUCAACAAACAGUAUGACUUUUACUUGAGACCACUCUUCAUAGAGCAAAACAGGGGAAGUGUUUGGACCAAACCACUUGAUGAAUUGGUAAAGCUUAAUUUCAAUGCAUCGUGUGAUCAAAACAAUGUAGGCUUGGCUGUGGUUCUCAAAGAUCAAGAUGGGAAUGGCAGAGCUAUCGAACGUGGCAUAAACAUCAGCAGCAAGAUGGGAGUACCAUUGGCCAAAGAGGAGCGCAAAUUGUGGUAGGGGGUACAAAGAAAACUUCAUUGUAAAUCCAGCUUGCAAGCCAAAUUCUGCUUUGGCUUUGGCUUCUUCUUCAUUUGGAAAUCUGGUUAGAUCAAGAACAUUUGAUGCUUUUUCUUGGGAAGUACAUUCUCUCAUUGCUUCUUUACCAAGCCAAACUCUGUUAGCUUCAUCUCAUGUGGUGUCAGGUGCCUGUUUUGUGAGUGCAGAUUUUUUUGUGGCUGAGACCAUUGUGUCACAAGCAGAAGAUUCAUGAACCAGGUGUGAUCAGCCAUCAAGCACUUUGUAGAAUAUGCCAUAUGUCAGACUAACAACUAGAGCCAAAUGUCAGUCCAUCUUCAUUUAGUUUAGUCCAUCUUUAUUGCUCACAUUGGGUGAUGAAUAGAAACUUGUCAAAGUUGAGCUGAACCUUUUAUGUAUAACGACAAACCCCAUGCACUUGUUUUAUGGAGGUGGCUAUAUGGGCUGGCAGUUUGAAAUUUGAGUUUAGAAGAAGUCAGUAACCCUUGGCCUGCUCUGAUUACAUUAGACAAGAGUAUGGCAUUGCACAAGAAUCUUUAUGAUCUAACUAGCUGGUGGUCCUCUCAAAUUCCCUUUUUUCAUCAACAGUAAGGGUGGA
This is a messenger RNA of Quercus robur (English oak), 2954 nucleotides long. RefSeq names its product disease resistance protein RPS6-like. Bases 74 to 2338 code for a protein of 754 amino acids. The record is from RefSeq and is a predicted model, not a curated record. Gene Ontology annotation, biological process: defense response. The transcript has 5 exons. NCBI's taxonomy places the organism in Eukaryota, Viridiplantae, Streptophyta, Magnoliopsida, Fagales, Fagaceae.